AUGGGACCGACGAUAGUGCGUGUGGCGCCUGGCGGAGGUGAGAAGGGCAUCAAAUGUUGCUGCUGCAGAUGCUGCGAAUGCCUCAACCUUGGAUACUUGACCACCCAUCAUGGAAUUAUAAAGCUAGCUGAAGCUAUGUUGGGUGGUUUGUGCCAGAGUCUGCUGGUGAAGUAUGGCAUGUCUGAGGCCAGCAACAUGGGUUCAGCCUUUCAUGGGUUCCUGACGACGGCCUCCGCCUGCCUCCUGACUACUGCUCUCCUAAUUGCCUGCUACGUACUCUCUUCACACACACAACAGCUCAUAAGACAGUCCAUUUUCGAAUGUCUGUUCAACACGGUAGCGUGUUUCCUGUACUUGUCGGCGUCCUCCUAUAUGGGCGUAGCAGUGAACAUCUACCUGUACCCGCAGUACGCGCUCGUUAACAUGUACGCCGCGUAUCCGGCCAUGACUGCUGUCUACUACAUCGGCGUUGUGGUUGGCAUACUUCACGGAGUGGACGCGUACCUGUCCUACAAGUAUCACAAGGGAUAUCGAUAA
This is a messenger RNA of Spodoptera littoralis (African cotton leafworm), 537 nucleotides long. The record is from the annotation of a GenBank genome assembly. Lineage: Eukaryota; Metazoa; Arthropoda; Insecta; Lepidoptera; Noctuidae.